This is a messenger RNA of Helianthus annuus (common sunflower), 129 nucleotides long. Lineage: Eukaryota; Viridiplantae; Streptophyta; Magnoliopsida; Asterales; Asteraceae. The record is from the annotation of a RefSeq genome assembly.
AUGCGAGAUCUAAAAACAUAUCUUUCCGUGGCACCGGUACUAAGUACUCUAUGGUUCGGUGCUUUGGCAGGUUUAUUGAUAGAGAUUAAUCGUUUUUUCCCGGAUGCAUUGACGUUCCCCUUUUUCUAG